This is a messenger RNA of Aquila chrysaetos chrysaetos, 1028 nucleotides long. It is a transcript of the gene RPL7A, whose product is annotated as ribosomal protein L7a. Gene Ontology annotation, cellular component: ribonucleoprotein complex. The coding region runs from base 16 to 963 and encodes 315 amino acids. Lineage: Eukaryota; Metazoa; Chordata; Aves; Accipitriformes; Accipitridae. The record is from RefSeq and is a predicted model, not a curated record. The transcript has 8 exons. Gene Ontology annotation, biological process: ribosome biogenesis.
ACCCGCUGCUGCGCCAUGGCGGCCCGCGACCCCGCUCCGCCCCUCUUGAACCUCCCCGGCCCCGCCCCGCCGCGCGCGACGCCGCCGUCCUCUCGCGAGACGUCGCGCCCCAUAGAUACUUCCCAGCAUGCAGCGCUUCCCCUUUCUCUUCCUCAGUCCAAGAUGCCGAAAGGAAAGAAGGCCAAGGGCAAGAAGGUGGCACCGGCCCCUGCUGUAGUCAAGAAGCAGGAGGCCAAGAAGGUUGUCAAUCCCCUCUUUGAGAAGAGGCCCAAGAACUUUGGCAUUGGACAGGAUAUCCAGCCGAAGCGUGAUCUCACACGUUUUGUGAAAUGGCCGCGCUACAUCAGACUGCAGCGCCAGAGGUCCAUUCUUUACAAACGCUUGAAGGUGCCUCCUGCCAUUAACCAGUUCACUCAGGCUUUGGACCGCCAGACAGCUACACAGCUGCUGAAGCUGGCGCACAAAUAUAGGCCAGAAAAUAAGCAAGAGAAGAAGCAGAGGCUACUGGCUCGUGCUGAGCAGAAAGCUGCAGGAAAGGGAGAUGCGCCGACUAAGCGGCCACCGGUCCUCCGAGCAGGUAUUAACAGUGUCACGACUCUGGUAGAGAACAAGAAAGCUCAGCUUGUAGUUAUUGCCCACGAUGUAGACCCCAUUGAGCUGGUGGUCUUCUUGCCUGCUCUGUGCCGCAAGAUGGGAGUGCCAUACUGCAUCAUCAAGGGCAAAGCCAGACUGGGGCGACUGGUCCACAGGAAAACCUGUACCUCUGUUGCUUUCACACAAGUUAACCCGGAGGAUAAGGGAGCCCUUGCAAAGCUGGUGGAGGCUGUUAAGACCAACUACAAUGACAGAUAUGACGAGAUCCGUCGUCACUGGGGUGGUAACGUCUUGGGUCCAAAAUCAGUGGCUCGUAUUGCUAAGCUUGAAAAAGCAAAGGCUAAAGAACUGGCUACUAAGCUGGGCUAACGAUGUACUGGAUUGCUUCCGUGUUUUCUGUACAUAAAAAGAAUAAACCCCCAGAUGAAGUUUCA